Strongylocentrotus purpuratus (purple sea urchin) is the source of this 4052-nucleotide messenger RNA. RefSeq names its product zinc finger protein 708. Gene Ontology annotation, biological process: regulation of transcription by RNA polymerase II. The coding region runs from base 1 to 1902 and encodes 633 amino acids. Gene Ontology annotation, molecular function: RNA polymerase II cis-regulatory region sequence-specific DNA binding; DNA-binding transcription factor activity, RNA polymerase II-specific. Lineage: Eukaryota; Metazoa; Echinodermata; Echinoidea; Camarodonta; Strongylocentrotidae. The transcript is spliced from 3 exons. The record is from RefSeq and is a predicted model, not a curated record.
AUGUUCGAGAGAAGCCAGAAAAAGCACAAAUUAUGCACGGAAAUUUCAGACAGGAGAAAGGAGAAACCCCAACCAUCAGUGAGCUGCAAGUCCUACAAAGAAGAACAUGUUCUUGAUGAUUCUGGACUCUAUAGAUGUGGGGACUGUGGAUCACUCUAUGCCAUUCCUCUUGUUUUAGCGAGGCAUCUCAAGUACAAACAUGGACACUAUGGUAUCGUCCCACCAGCAGGUGCAUCAAAGGAAGACAUUCUACAGUUCAUCAAAGGAGAAAUCAGAAGUACUAAAAAAAACUAUGUAUGUAAUCACUGUGGCAAGGCAUUUGAUCUAAUAAAUAAUCUCACAAAACAUAAACAAAUCCAUACAGGUGAGAAGCCCUAUGUUUGUUAUCAAUGUGGUAAGGCAUUUAAUCAAGCUGGUGAUCUCACAAAACAUAAACAAAUCCAUACAGACAAGAUGUCCUAUGAAUGUGAUCAAUGUGGUAAGGCAUUUAAUCAAGAACAUAAUCUCACGAGACAUGAACGCAUCAAUACAGGAGAGAAGUUGUAUGUAUGUGAUCAAUGUGGUAAGGCAUGUAAUCAAGCUGGUGAUCUCAAGAAACAUAAGCGCAUCCAUAUAGGUGAGAAGCCCUAUGCAUGUGAUCAAUGUGGUAAGGAUUUUAAUAAAGCAAGUAAUCUCAGAACACAUAAACGCAUCCAUACAGGAGAGAAGCCCUUUGUAUGUGAUCAGUGUGGUAAGGCAUUUAAUCGUGAAGAUGGUCUCACAACACAUAAACGCAUCCAUACAGGUGAGAAGCCCUAUGCAUGUGAUCAAUGUGGUAAGGCAUUUAAUAGUGCAGGUAAUCUCAGAACACAUAAACGCAUCCAUACAGGAGAGAAGCCGUAUGUAUGUGAUAAAUGUGGCAAGGCAUUUAAUCGUGAAGAUGUUCUCACAAGACAUAAACGCAUCCAUACAGACGAGAUGUCCUAUGUAUGUGAUCAAUGUGGUAAGGCAUUUAAUCAAGAACAUAAUCUCACAAGACAUAAACGCAUCCAUACAGGUGAGAAGCCAUAUGUAUGUGAUCAAUGUGGUAAGGCAUUUAAUCAAAUGAAUAGUCUCACAGCACAUAAACGUAUCCAUACAGGUGAGAAGCCCUUUGUAUGUGAUCAGUGUGGUAAGGCAUUUAAUCGUGAAGAUGCUCUCGCAACACAUAAACGCAUCCAUACAGGUGAGAAGCCCUAUGCAUGUGAUCAAUGUGGUAAGGCAUUUAAUGAUGCAGGUAAUCUCACAAAACAUAAACGCAUCCAUACAGGAGAGAAGCCGUAUGUAUGUGAUCAAUGUGGCAAGGCAUUUAAUCGUGAAGAUGGUCUCACAAGACAUAAACGCAUCCAUACAGACGAGAUGUCCUAUGUAUGUGAUCAAUGUGGUAAGGCAUUUAAUCAAGAACAUAAACUCACAAGACAUAAACGUAUCCAUACAGGUGAGAAGCCAUAUGUAUGUGAUCAAUGUGGUAAGGCAUUUAAUCAAGAACAUAAACUCACAAGACAUAAACGUAUCCAUACAGGUGAGAAGCCCUUUGUAUGUGAUCAAUGUGGUAAGGCAUGUAAUCAAGCUAGUGAUCUCAAGAAACAUAAGCGCAUCCAUACAGGUGAAAAGCCUUAUGUAUGUGAUCAAUGUGGUAAGGCAUGUAAUCAAGCAGGUAAUCUCAGAAAACAUAAAUGCAUCCAUACAGGAGAGAAGCCCUAUGUAUGUGAUCAAUGUGGUGAGGCAUUUAGUCAUCCAUCAUCAGCGUUACGUCAACAUAAAAAGGACUGUAAAGGAACAUUCUCUCGGUGCAUUAAUAUUCUUACACAAACGUCAAUGUACAAUGAUAAUGCAAAUGAAAUGCAGAAUCAAAUAUUCAUCAAAUGUGAAGGCUUCUGUUGAAGAAGAAAACGGACAAAAGGAUACUGAUUAAAAUUUUUGUCACCUUUCUUGUAUAAAAGAAUUAUUUUUGCCUCUUUCCAAGUGGCUGAAAUCUGUUGUUUUUCCAAUAUCUGGUUGAAUAGUUUCAGUAACUGUGUAAUUGUCUCCUCCCCUUCUUGUUUGAUAAUAUCACUUGUUAUUACGUCAUUUCCCGGUGCCUUGUUGUCCUUCAUACUGCUUACAGCUUCCUCAACUUCUCUCUGUAGUAUUGGCGGUAUGUCUGAGUUUCUGGAUGAGAUAUCUAUAUGAUCCUUCUGUUGUUUUUUCGUUGAACCAUAUAGUUCCUGGUAGAAAUCAGUGCAUAUUUCUAGUACGGUAGUUCCAAUCUCUCAGAAGGUAUAUUUCCAUCUUUUUGCUUCAAUUUGCUCAUUCUUGACUUUUUGCAUUCCAUCUUUUGUGUCUAAUCAAUAUUUAUGAAGAAAAAUGUAAUAAAAGAAAACUAACAAGGUAUUAAAGAAAAGAAGAAAAAGUUGACAUGUGGUCAACUGUUCUUUAUUGUAUCUUAUAUUGGUAUAUUGCCACAUUUGCCUAUAUGGUCAUCCCAUACCAGAGCAAUAUCCCACGUGACCAAGAAUACAAAGAAUGCAUAACUACAUGUAUAUAUAGAAAAAGGGAUAUUUCAAAAGGUUCACAAGACCGACAGCCUAUGAUCCCUACAAAACAAAGAAUUACAUAAAGGAAGAUAGACAUGUCAUGGGGUGUGUUGGUCUCACGGGUCAUUGUCUAGAUGAACCUUCUGAAAAGUGUCUUUGUGUCGGUCUCGUGAGCUGAUGGUCUAGUGAACUCUCAGAAUAGUUGACAAAAGGAUUGCGAGACCGACUAUGUCAGUCUAAUUGGCUGUCAUUCUGUGAAGGCUGUAGCUAGCAAUAAUAAAUAGAUACAUAAUAGAUGCAUCCUUUAUAACUGAUUAAUUAAUUAAAGCCUGUUUAUAUUAACUUUCAUCAAGCUUUAGUUUACUGUUUGAUACUCUUGGAAUUGAAUUGUUCAGAGAAGAUUAUUGUAAAUGUCUGAAGAUGAGGCAUGAAAUUUGUAAUGAAAUUAAUACCUAUUCUCUAUUUACAACAAUAUAUCAAAGUUUAAAAGAAAGAUGUUAAAUUUUACAUGUUAAAUGGUAAUUCAUCAUUGAGAUAUUUCCAUUAAUCUAAAUCAGACUAAACCAAAGUGAAGCAUAAUAAUGAUGUCAGUGCCUUUUAACCAAUCUUUAUAUCGUAAAUAAUGGUGAUUUAAGAAUAGCAGUUUUACGCUUGGUAUUCUCUUGUGUGCUUUUUCAAGCAUUGGCAUGUAGAUCCUAUGUAUACUAGAAAUUUCUCAUUUUUGUUCAUGAUUUCAGUUCAAUGAUAUGAGAAGAUGAAUAAGUUUUAUGUUCAUGUAAAUUUGCAAGUAACUAUUAAUAAACUUUUUUUCCUUUAGAUAAAUAUAGUUUUUAAAACCCUGUGAAUAUAUAGGACAAAGUUGCCUAUAUAUCAAUUCCUGCUAUUUGGCAAUAUUAUGCAACAGUUUCAAACUAAAAAUGUUGAGGCUACACGCAAUCUCUCUCAUAGCGUAUUGAUAGAGAUAGUUUUGACAUUCACGUUCAAAGGUCAAUAAACAAAUAUCCAUAGCGUGUGAGGGAGAUAGUUUUGACUUUCACGUUCAAAGGUCAAUAAACAAAUAUCCAUAGUGUCAUUAGCGUGUGAGGGAGAUAGUUUUGACUUUCACGUUCAAAGAUCAAUUCAUGAAGCUCCAUAGCGUAUCGAGGAAGAUAUUAUGUAUUUUCUGAUAUUUUAGAAUUAUUCGUAUUGUGGUGUAUGAAUAGAAUUUAUAAUAUUCAGUAUUGUUGCACGAAAUUGUAAUUAAUGUUUCUCUUACUAUAAUCGUUGAACAUGUUUUCUAAUUUCUUUUCCUCGGAAACAGACGAUGUCCAAGUGAAAUUGAAAUUACCGCAGUGAAAAGUGUUAUUGAUAUAUUUCAUAUUUGAAUUGUUCAAAUGUUGGUUGUUUUUUUAUUAAAAUGUUUAUUGCAUCUAAAAUGUUUGUUAUAUGUACUGUUUCUUCAUAUUGAAGAUGUUAUUGGAUUUUCACGAGUUGUUUUUGUAGACGACUUUUAUUAAAUUUGAUGAACAUCAAGUUCAA